Hylaeus volcanicus is the source of this 4071-nucleotide messenger RNA. It is a transcript of the gene Zmynd8, whose product is annotated as MYND-type zinc finger-containing chromatin reader ZMYND8. The transcript has 7 exons. Bases 382 to 3828 code for a protein of 1148 amino acids. NCBI's taxonomy places the organism in Eukaryota, Metazoa, Arthropoda, Insecta, Hymenoptera, Colletidae. The record is from RefSeq and is a predicted model, not a curated record. Gene Ontology annotation, molecular function: protein binding. Gene Ontology annotation, biological process: regulation of DNA-templated transcription.
UCAAAUCAGCAUAUAUCAUCAUCGCAGAAUGAUACCUACAGUGUUUGAAAAAUGCAUAAUUAGUUUAUACGAUGCAUAUAUUAUAUACGCAAAUAAUUAAACAAAUAACUUUUAUAUAUAUACGUACACAUACAAGUAAUACAAGUGUACAAAUAAUAUAGCUUGUAAAUACGAACAAAUACGAAGCGAUGCAAAGUACCGCGCAGUAGCAGUACCACAUGUUCUAUUAACUAAAAAUAUUGUCGAAAGAUGGAGACACCGGUAUUCACAAAGCAAAGCAAAUAUUCAGGAGGGGAGCAGGAAUGCUAAUGUUUUUUUGAUGUAAUGUCGUAUUGGUAAUGUAAACAUAUACGUUGAAGUAAAUGCAUACAAUGUGUCAAAAUGACAUCCAUAGAAGUCGAAGGAAGUAUCACGAGUUCUCUACAUCUAGAAAGUCCAGCUUUGCCAGAACCACGAAAGGAAAGUUCACAAGUAUCGAAUAUUCAAAAAACACAAAGUGCAUCCAUCGAUGAAUCUUGCAAGGAAAACGAUAAAAUGGUAAUUGCAGAUACAACCGAUAGUAUUAAAGAUGUAACAGAUACUACAAACUGUGAUAAGACGAGAAACGAAAAUAAGAAUCAAAAUGAGAAUGAGAAGGAGGAGGAGGAGGUGAUUAUUUUAGAAAAUGAUAAGGAAAAAGUUAAUUGUAACAUAGAUAAAAUAGAAUGUGUUCAGAAUACAGGAAAAUCAGAUACAAUAUCGAAUGUGUUGAAAAAUGAUUCCAAGAUUAAUAAGAGUGAUGAUACAAAAGAGACUACAGCUAGGAGUGGAAAUCAUUUGAAAAGAAAGCAACGAAACUUUGCUACUCAAGAAGGAGAUUCACUUUCAGAGGAGAAUAAUUCUAGAAGUAAACGAAAACGAAAAAAUACGAGCGAUAGAUUUUGUUGGCGGUGUCAUAAAGAAUCUGUAGAAGCACACUGUAGCGCUUGUCCUCGAUCGUGGCAUCGCAGGUGCAUAGGGAUGCAACCACCGUCUACUGAGAAUUGGAUAUGUGGAGAAUGUGCAGCUAUUUUACAAGCAGAGAAUGCAGAAACCCGUUCUACGGCUAUGGCACAAUUAUCUGUCGACCAGUUAUGUUUAUUGUUAAAGCACGUGGUUGAAAUAAUGAGGGAAUAUCCUGGUUCGGAACCAUUCUGGAAACCGGUCCAACUAUCCGAAGCUCCGAAUUACCUAGAGUACGUAGUGAAACCAAUGGAUUUGAGUCUUUUGGAAUCAAACGUACAGGCAAAACUCUACGGCAGUACAGAUGCGUUUAUGGCCGAUGCUAAAUGGAUACAGCAUAACUGCAUUGUAUUUAAUACGUGCGGUGGUGUGUAUACCGACACAUCUAAAUUAACAAAUGCCGCGAAACAGGUAAUUAAAUUGGCACGGCAGGAAGUAUCAGAAAUCGAAGCUUGUCCCGAUUGUUAUGCUCAUGGAAGGAACUUGCCAAGACCACAGCCGUCGUGGUUUAUCGAACCCUGUUGUCGUCCCCAUCCACUCGUGUGGGCCAAAUUGAAAGGAUUUCCGUUCUGGCCAGCAAAAGCUAUGCCUCGAAUAAACUCUCAAGGUUUCGUAGACGUACGUUUCUUUGGUGAACACGAUCGGGCGUGGGUGCCACCGCGAGACUUGUACUUGUAUUCCGAAGAACCACCUGUUCCAUUACCGCGUAAACGGAGAUUGGAUAUGGAAGAAUGCGUCAGAGAAAUUACUCGACAUUGUCGAAAGCUCGAACUUGUAUUUGGUCAGUUUAAGUUUGCACCUCCAAAGGUGCAAUACAAUCCACAUGACCCAAUGCAAAUAAAAUUAUUGUUACCAAAUUAUGAUCCUCUUUGCUCGAAUAACUGUGCACCUUCGCAAUUUUUGCUUCCCAAGAAAAAGACAUUUCUGAAAAAACGACAACAACAACAGCAACACGUUAAAAAUAAGACACAAAACAAUUUCGAGAAAGCAGACAAUUCUAAUAUUGAAAAUAAGACGUCGAUUGAUUCUGACGCAAGUACCGAGGAAAGCAAAAGCAAAGAUAAAUUAUCGAAAGUACAAAAAUCCGAUCACUCAAACGAAGUUGAAUUAAUUUUAAUUACGCGAGAGGGUUCGAGUAUUUCGACGAGUUUAAACGAAACGAUAGAAAAAGAACAACAACAAUACCACAAGGAGGAGAACAAAAGACUUGAUAAAAAUCCAUCAACAAAUAAUUCAAAGUUAGCGAAGAAAGAGGAGGCGAAACCAGGUACAAGUAAAACUAAUGCAAACGAUAUAAACGAAAGUAACGCGAGCGGUAAGCGCGAUCCAAGUGAAAAAAACGUGAUACUAGAACGAAAUAAUAAUAAUUCGGAAAUAGUAACGAACGAUAAUAUGAAACCAUUAACGUGUUUGGAUAAGGACUCGAUAGAGGAUAUCCAAACGCUUAAGAUGGAAUCGUCUCUCUUAAAAAUGAACAUUAACGAAAAAGAAGAAGACUCCAACCAAAAUUGUUCAAACUCUCAAAGAAAUAGCAUUAAAGGAAUUAAAAACGUAGGAAAAGUUUACAAACCAAAAACUAGAAUGGUUGAUAAAGUGAACGCUGAGAAAGCAUUGAGAUCAAUCACGAGCGAACAACAUAAGAGAUUAACAACGACAGAAUCAACAGUUUCGGUUAAAAAGGCCAAUGUAAUAUCAUUGUCGUCGUCAUCAUCGUCAUCGUCAUCGUCGUCGUCGUCGUUGUCGUUAUCAUCAUCAUCAUCAUCAUCAUCAUCAUCAUCAUCAUCAUCAUCGUCGUCAUCGUCAUCGUCACUUGAUGUUUCAAAAAAUUCUUACAACAAUUUAAUAUCAUCUGAUUCGAUAUCAGCAACUAAUAAACCUCAAGUUGACAUCGGUGACGUUCAUCAGAUAACUAAAAAAAAUUCUUUGGAUCAGUCCGUUGCAUUAUUUUUAGUUGUAAACAAUAAUUUACCCGAUGUCGUUAAGAAAUCUAUUAGUGGUGGUGGUGGUGGUUUGUCGUUAGGUGAAAAAGAAAAAAUUAAUCAUGUUCAAACAGUUCAACAAGUACGAAAAGACACAUUGAUAACGUCGCAUCCGAAAAAAGAGAGUAAAGCUAGAAAAUCGUUUCCUAAUUCCAAUUCAAAGUCUCGCAUUUCUCAACCACCUGUAUCGGUCUCGUCGGCAAAUGCAUUGUCAAAUUCAAUCGAUUCCAUGGUCUAUAUUCCGGCUCAUCAAACUGAAAACUGUAUCGAAUAUCAAAUGCUUCCACCGGAAGCAGGACCUGUUAGCGCUCGUUUAUAUCACGGUGCUCAUGAUUUGGCCCGAAAAAUGGCUGAGUUGAUGGAGGAGGCAUAUAAACAAGCAACUCAAGAGAAUCAGAAUUGUGAAAACGCUACAUCCGAGAACCAUCAAGCGACAGUUCAUUUUUUACGAUUACAAAUAGAGCGUAUGAGAUGGCAGCAUCAACAACAACUUGCCGAACUGAAACACAACACUGAUCGAAUAUUAAGAGAAAUGAAGGCAAGUCUAGAAGCUGAACGAUUGCGGGCUAUCGAAGAAACUCGUAGGGAAACCGAAGAAGAAAAAUUACGAUGUAUCGAAGAAAUAAAACGCAAACAAUGGUGUGCAAUGUGCGGUCGAGAAGCAUUGUUUUAUUGCUGUUGGAAUACAGCAUAUUGCGAUUAUCCUUGUCAACAGUCUCAUUGGCCAACGCAUAUGAGAACAUGCGCUCAAAAACCUUCGUUCACUACUAUUGUUACUAGUUCUGCUACAAAUUCGAGUCAACAGCAGACAAUGCCGAGACUUGUGAUAAAUACACAGCAUGCGACAUCAAAUAUAUGGAGAGCUUAGAAUGCAUUAAUGGCUACUAAAUGCCUGAAAUUUAUGUGAAAAGUUUAAUAAAUUAUAAAUACAUGUUCUUUAAGUUCUGGUAAUAUCGUUAAAUUUUUAUUCCAUCGCUGUUGUCUUUUGUCUUUUCAUAUAAGUGGUAUAAUUUUAUUAUUACAAUGUUACGCGAACUAGCACUUUGUACGACAUUUUUUGUAUUGUAAAGAUGCAAUUGCUAAAAAAUAAAGAAUAUUUAUUGAGGGAGUA